GGCCGGCCAGCUCGCCUGCUCUGGGCUAGAGCGCCGCUUCCGCAGGGAGCCGCGUGUGCCCUUCCCGCCUGCGGAGCGAUGCUGCCGGCGGCCGCCUGCCGCCUCUGGGGGCCGCGGCUCGGGCUGCGGGGCGCCGCGCUCCGCCUCGCCAGGCAGCAGGUGCCCAGUGUCUGUGUGGCGCGGCAGUUGAGAAGCAGCAGCCACCGGAGGGGUGAGGCGCUCGCCGGUGCACCCCUGGAUAAUGCUCCCAAGGAAUAUCCCCCCAAGAUCCAGCAACUGGUUCAGGAUAUUGCCAGCCUCACGCUCCUGGAGAUCUCAGACCUCAACGAGCUCCUGAAGAAAACUUUGAAGAUCCAGGAUGUCAGCCUCAUGCCCAUGGGUGGUGUGAUGCCUGGUGCCAUCCCUGGUGCAGGAGCAGCAGCUGCCACCACCCCCCAGGCAGCAGAAGAAGAUAUCCCCACAAAGAAAGAGCGGACACACUUCACUGUCCGACUGACAGAGGCAAAUCCUGUGGACAAAGUGAAACUGAUCAAGGAAAUCAAGAACUAUGUCCAGGGCAUAAAUCUUGUCCAGGCCAAGAAGCUGGUGGAAUCCCUGCCCCAGGAAAUCAAAGCAAAUGUCGCCAAAGCUGAGGCUGAAAAGAUCAAAGCAGCCUUGGAAGCGGUCGGCGGCACCGUCGUUCUGGAGUGACCCCCCCUCAGCUCCGAGGACUUGUGGACUGGGGUCCCUGGGACCUGGGCAAAGGCCCGCUCACCCCUGCUUUGCUCCCAGGUGGUGUGUUGGGAGCAACAGCUACUGGCGCUAGUGACGGAGUCCUCCUGGGAGAGGCACAGGAUGGACCUCCUGUGAUGGGGGAGGGGCAGCCCCAGCUUGUGCAGAGCACUCACAGAAUUGCCUUGGGAACUUUCCAAGUGAACACACCUCUCUGGUGGCUGCUGAGAAAAUACACUGUUCAGGCUGGG
This is a messenger RNA of Nannospalax galili (Upper Galilee mountains blind mole rat), 962 nucleotides long. It is a transcript of the gene Mrpl12, whose product is annotated as mitochondrial ribosomal protein L12. Gene Ontology annotation, cellular component: ribosome; mitochondrial large ribosomal subunit. The coding region runs from base 79 to 690 and encodes 203 amino acids. The record is from RefSeq and is a predicted model, not a curated record. Gene Ontology annotation, molecular function: structural constituent of ribosome. The transcript is spliced from 5 exons. Gene Ontology annotation, biological process: mitochondrial transcription; translation. Lineage: Eukaryota; Metazoa; Chordata; Mammalia; Rodentia; Spalacidae.